Messenger RNA from Fusarium mangiferae, 3435 nucleotides. RefSeq lists its product as uncharacterized. The record is from RefSeq and is a predicted model, not a curated record. Bases 1 to 3435 code for a protein of 1144 amino acids. The transcript has 3 exons. Lineage: Eukaryota; Fungi; Ascomycota; Sordariomycetes; Hypocreales; Nectriaceae. Gene Ontology annotation, molecular function: protein binding.
AUGUCAUGGGAGUUGCCCGUCUUGACCACUCUCAUCCUCAGCGUACUUGGCUUCUGGUGGAUCUGUAGCCCUCGCGCCAGCUACCAGAAGGCCCUGCUCUACCUCUUGCUGUGCAGCAGUUUCACCGUCUUCUUCGAUCCUCGUCGUCUGAUCGAGUACCUGUCCCCCGCCACGGUCGAAGCAUUGCUGGAUUUCCGCAUCCAUGUGCUUUUGAUCCAUCACUCCAAGAUGGUCUUGACACUUGGUGCUGUCGUUUGGCUACUGCAUCGCUCGUGGCAGACGUUAUGGAAACCCGUUCCAGACCUCAUCAAUAUCCUCGGGGUCGACGUGCCUGAACCUCCAGAUGUUUCCCUCGCUGGCAUUCGAUCCGAUGCUGCUACUCUGAGCUGGACUCGCCCAACCAGUAAUCGGCCGGUACAAAAAUAUACUAUCCAAGUCAAUGGCGUUCAUGGUCGGUCUUACUUCGGCGAAUCACCGGGAAACGAAGUCGCGAUCACUGUCACAGGAUUGAAGCCAGAUCACUUUUACAAUAUCAGGGUCGUUGCUGUCGGCCCGAAUAACUUUCAGGCUGGAAGUCAAGUUUUACGACUUCGAACAUUCGGAAAAGAUGGCAGACCCCAGUUAGGUAACUCACGUGUACCUACCAGCUUUCCUAAUAACGACCACUCUCAUCCAAAAAAUGGUGAUGAAGAUGACGAUUCCGACUCGCAAAAGAAGCCUCCAGUGCCGUCUGUUGAGGCGGCCCCUGUGCUUGAUGGCAACAACGCGUCCACCUCUGACGUUAGCGCUACCGGUCCAAGCCAGCGACGAAAUACAGUCAACCGACGACACUCCCCGUCCGUUGCCAGCAUGGACCAACCUCAGAUCAAGCUUCCACCUGUAGAUGGCCCGGAGCUAUCGCUGGACGAAUUGAAUCGCCGUUUCGAAAACACUCGGAAGGAAGUCGACGAGACUUUGGCCCAGUAUGCCAAGGAAGAGGCUGAACUACAGCAACAAGAAGAAGAGCUUAAGCAAGAGAAAGAUGCCAAGAGGCAGGCGCUUAAAGAGAAGGAGGAGCAGACCGCCCAACUCAAGGCUAGCGUCCGUACUACCAUGGAGCAAAUGCGUACAGCGGAGAAGGACCGCGCGAGAAAAGAGCAGCAGCUGAAGGACAAGGAAAAUAAGAAGUCCAAGAUCCGAGAUACUGCUUCAAAGCUCGAGAAUGAGAUGGAGAGGAUGAAGAAAGAGAGGGAAGGGUUCGAAGCGCAGAAGAAAGAGCUGGAAGCUAAGCGGGAUAAAGACGGCCAGGAACUCGACGACUCCAAUACAGAGCUGCAGGAGAAAUGUGCCGAGCUAGAGGCCGAGUUGAAGGAGAAGGGAAAACAGCUCCAAGACCUCAAGGCUGCUCGAGAGCAACUUCCGGGUGGCGAUGAUGAACAGUGGAAGGAGAAUGACUUGAACGUGCGAAGAGAAUGGGAUGCCAGGAGAAAGGAACUGCACAAUCAGCUCGUCGCCGAAACCAAGAAGCUUCAUAAUCUUGACCAGCAGAUACGCUUUCUCAAAGAAGAGCAGCAUCAGUUGGCGCUCUACUACAGCAGCCAACCAGACCCCACUGCUAUGGAGUUUGAGCCCGCUGCCUCCCAAGAUGCUCUCGACAGCGGAAAUAUCAAUUCCCUUUCCCACAUUAACUUGUCACCUCCGCCCAACCAAUUCGGCCCCCCCGAAGACGCAUUCUCAACUGGCUUUAGUCGGGCUGGAUUCAGCCAAAUAUUAUUCAUGGAUCACAAUGCAGCCGACAAUGCCGAUGAUCACCAGUCAGAAGCCGACUUCAGGGCGAACGCGGGACCACUCAGCCCUACAGCCCAUGCUCUUCUCCCUUCAGGAAUCUUUGACGAGACGUUUGAGGAUGCUGAAGAGCAUCUGCCUAGCAAAUUCUUACCAGACUCUGUUACUGCCGCCGAGGAAGAUAACCCGCAGUCGCCACUGUCUUCCGAUGGACGCUCUCUCAACAUGUUUUCCAGUCCUCAAGGCUCAUCACAUAACUUGCCCUUCCCCCAGUACAACGACGUGGACUCUCAUUCUCUGAACAUUAACUCUUCUCCUCAACAAGCACCUCUCGCAUCAAGCCACAGACUGUCCAACCUCUUAUCUAACUUUCAACGGAACAGGGGUCCGAAGCCGGCAGAUGUGGAAGGACCCGCGAUUGGCAGUCUCAAAGCAGGACAGAGCCAAUCAUUUCCCCGAAGCACUGAUGAUCACGACAUGCCGGGUAACAAGCGCAGGAUGAGCUUCACUUGGAUGAGGCACUCCGGAGGUGAAACCAACAGAUCAAGCCUGGGGCCUACGUCUAGGCCGUUCUCUGCCAAGAGACUCAACCCCUUUGCCAGUAGUGCUGGAGCUCUUACAGGCGACAAUGACUUACCACACUCACGACCCGCAUCGAUCACAUCCAUUGAUCUCCCUCGACCCUCAACAGACAGCGGCUCUAUCUGGAACAUUCCUGGGGAUUUCUCCAUGCUGGGGAAGAAGGGAGUCUGGUCUCCGAACGAAGGACGCUGGUCCUCUAGGAACCCGUCUCGCCGACCUUCGCUCGGCGCAGUACCGACUGUGCUCGAAACAACCCUUGCCACAGCCAAUGAUGAGAUCCUUGACGAUGACGAUCUCCUUGACCCUCAAACAUCGCCUAGCCAGGUCGGCGUUAUCGGAUCUCGUCCCCCAAGUCACCGUGCGUCCAUGAGUCGACAUCUCAACCCAGCGGCACCGACCUUCAGGACACCCUUCUUUACCCGUAGAGAGAGGGAUGCAAGUCCUGAUAAGGAUAAGUUAAGAGGCAAGGAUAAAGAGAAACGCGGAAAGUCUAAGGAAGGCCGCACGAAGGGCAAGGAAGUUCUGACCCCGACCAUUGAAGUGCCUCCAAGCCUUGAUGAUUCACCUUCAGAUUCGCGGAUGUCUCGCGACACGUAUUCUGUUCAUACACAGAACUCGAUAUCGGAAUCUCAUGAGUCUUUGGAUCUAGGAAUGACAGCCUCGAAUUCUACCACCGACAACAACGCCGCAAGCCACAAGGAUGCUGACAGUAGCGUUGUCAAGAAAUUGUUCAGGAAAGGAAGUUCUAGUAAGUUCAGUACCUUGUCUUCCAGGCUGAGCAAGGAUUCCGUCCUUUUCAAGAAAGGACCUGGCAGCAGUACGUUCUCAGAGAAGAAUAUGUCAGCAGAGCAUCGUUCCAGCAUCGGCGAUGCAGACGAAAUCGGGGAAGAUCUAUCGCAGCUUGGCCGCAGUUACGAAAGCGUGACCAGCAGCCCGUCGCUGGGCCAGGGCAGUUUCAAAUCAAAGGAGGCCCCUAAAGAGGGUCGCAUGGGCAUGGGAACAUGGCGGUUCUCGAUGAAAAAGAAGAGCAAGGAGCCUGCGUCAAAAGAGAAGGAAAGUAUGGAAAGUGACAGGCAUGCAGAUGAGUAG